UGAUAAACCGUGCAGUCACAGAGGGAACACAGAGCCUAGUUGUAAAGGGACAGAGAAAAGAGGAGCAAGGGAGGACGGUGGAUGACAGGGAAGACGAGUUGGGGCAGAGCUGCUCGGGACCAUGGCUGAGGCCAUCACCUAUGCAGAUCUGAGGUUUGUGAAGGCACCCCUGAAGAAGAGCAUCUCCAGCCGGUUAGGACAGGACCCAGGGGCUGAUGACGAUGGGGAACUCACCUAUGAGAAUGUUCAAGUGCCCCCAGUCCCAGGGGGACCCUCAAGCUUGGCUUCUUCUGGACUAGGCGACAAAGCAGCGGUCAAGUCGGAGCAGUCAACUGCGUCCUGGAGCGCCGUGACGUCACUAGCCGUCGGGCGGAUUCUCCCCUGCCGCACAGCCUGCCUGCGAUACUUCCUGCUCGGCCUGCUGCUCACCUGCCUGCUGUUAGGAGUAGCCGUCAUCUGCCUGGGAGUGCGCUAUCUGCAGGUGUCUCAGCAGCUCCAGCAGAUGAAUAGGGUUCUGGAAGCCACUAACAGCAGCCUGAGGCAGCAGCUCCACCUGAAGAUAAGGCAGCUGGGACAGAGCGCAGAGGAUCUGCAGGGGUCCAGGAGAGAGCUGGCGCAGAGUCAGGAAGCACUAGAGGUGGAACAGAGGGCUCAUCAGGCGGCCGAAGGGCAGCUACAGGCCUGCCAGACAGACAGCGAGAAGACGAAGGAGACCUUGCAAAGUGAGGAGCAACAGAGGAGGGCCUUGGAGCAGAAGCUGAGCAACAUGGAGAACAGACUGAAGCCCUUCUUCACAUGCCGCUCAUCAGACACCUGCUGUCCGAUGGGAUGGACAAUGCAUCAGAAAAGCUGCUUUUACAUCUCACCUACUUCGAAAACUUGGCAGGAGAGCCAAAAACAUUGUGAAACUCUGUCUUCCAAGCUGGCCACAUUCAGUGAAAUUUAUCAACAAUCACGUUCUUACUACGUCUUAAAUUGGCUGUUGCCAAAUGGUGGUUCAGGGAAUUCAUACUGGACUGGCCUCAGCUCUAACAAGGAUGAGAAGUUUACUGAUGAUACACAACACACUAGGGUUUAUGUUCAAAGUUCAAAAUGUACCAAGGUACAAAAAACUUGGUCAUGGUAUUGGACAACGGAGACAGAGGCAUGUGAACGUUCUCUUCCCUUCAUCUGUGAGAUGACAACUUUCAGAUUUCCCGAUUAGGACAGCCCUUUACACUGAACUGACACUCAUGCCAACAAGAAACUGUGCCCCUCCUUCCUAACCUGAGGCCUGCGGGUCCUCAGACCAUAUCCUCCCUGUGUUCCCUCAUUCUGGGCAGUGUCCAGCCACCAGCUGAUCCACACCUGACACUUCCAGCCAGCCUGCUGCCUGCUCCCUCUUCCUGAAACUGGACUGUUCUUGGGAAAAGGGUGAAGCCACCUCUAGAAGGGACUUUGGCCUCCCCGCAAGAACUUCCCAUGGUAGAAUGGGGCGGGGGAGGAGGGCGCACGGGUUGAGUGGAUAGGGGCAGCCCGGAGCCAGCCAGGCAGUUUUAUUGAAAUCUUUUUAAAUAAUUGCACGUGUUAGUCUCAUGUGUCAGCAA
This is a messenger RNA of Mandrillus leucophaeus (drill), 1586 nucleotides long. RefSeq names its product CD72 molecule (gene CD72). Bases 122 to 1204 code for a protein of 360 amino acids. Gene Ontology annotation, cellular component: plasma membrane. The transcript has 9 exons. The record is from RefSeq and is a predicted model, not a curated record. Lineage: Eukaryota; Metazoa; Chordata; Mammalia; Primates; Cercopithecidae. Gene Ontology annotation, molecular function: transmembrane signaling receptor activity.